Mesorhabditis belari is the source of this 978-nucleotide messenger RNA. The record is from the annotation of a GenBank genome assembly. NCBI's taxonomy places the organism in Eukaryota, Metazoa, Nematoda, Chromadorea, Rhabditida, Rhabditidae.
AUGCCGUUCAUCAACGCUCCAAGAGAACGAAAAUCCACCUACAUCGAUUUCGAGCAGCCGAUUCCGCCAUCGGCCUAUGAGAGAAUCUCUUCAUCAACGGCCUCAUCGUCGAAGUCUUCCGUUUGCCCCUCUUCGCCAGGAUCACUUACAUCGAUGUCAUGGUUUCGUUCGGAUGAGAAUCUCUACCAGUCUCUUCCCGCCAGCUCAAAAGAAAAACGCUCGCGUUCACCGUUCAAAUCGCCAAAAAAACUCGUCGAGCCUCUGUACAAGAUAUGUGAUGCUUUGAGUCGAAAAUGCAGUUUCAAGCGAGCCGGUUCUCCGAAGCCACGUACCCAUGAAAAAGAAAUCGACUUACCGAAGCCUCGAAUGCUAGAUUUUGAGUCACCAGAAAAAUGGGACUCAAAUAACCGAGUUGGCUGCCGCGAAUUGGACCUCACACCGUUAUGUCAAAUGUCGCCACUGGAACAGAAAAAAUCAACAAUUAACUCGCGCAAAUUGAUCAUAAAACGGAAAUCGAUCAACGAGAAAUCUGAGCGUAAGAGGGAUUUGCGAAUGAUGGAAGGAAAAAUAGAAGACAUUGAUCGAAGGAAAAUCAUCGGCACGUACAAGAAUGCUGGAGAAAAUGUGAACUGUUUUGGGUCAGUUCGUGAAAGACCAAAUCCAUUAAAGUACACGGAUUCGAUGCCAACGACGUCUCAAAAAGGCUACUCGGAGUUCACUUCACCAAUUGCCAGGCGACCUCCUUCGUUUACCACAUCCACACCAACUCGAAAGCCAGAUGGCGGCAUUUAUAAGAAGAAAACACCGCUUAGUCGUCAUCGAUCGGAUGCUGCAACGCUUCGCCAAGAGCAUUCGCCGCUAAGAAUUCUUUCUUCGCCAACAAAGAUUUUGUACAACUCUCGCAGAAUUAGACAAGCAGCGACCCGCCGAAAUUCGAUGCGCAUACGGCAGAAAAACGUCUUGGAGGUCACCUAUCUU